AGAAGAAGAAGCAUUCAAUAUACUAAUAAAUUCAACUUGUAAAUAUGACUCCUUUAAGGAUAAAACUUAUAAUUUAUGCUUUGUUAUAUUUGACAUUACAUGUUGUUUAUGGAAAACAUAUUAUGACGAGAAAAUUUUCCGGGUCCAACAGUACAACUAUUGACGGAAUUACAUGCUAUGCUUGUGGACUAGGUGAUGAGAGUACUCCAGUUAAACACUUAUCUGACUGCACUAAUAUACAGACAUGCCAGCUCGGUGAAUUCUGCUAUUUAGAACAUAUCUAUGAUAUGGAGAAGGGAACAGAUUAUUAUGUCGGUGGAUGUCGUGCUCACAAUAUCUGUCACUUACAGACUUGUGUAAAAGAUCAGUUAACUAGAAGACAGGAUCAUUCACAAAUUGUUCUUUGCUCUGAGUGUUGUUCUUCAUCAUAUUGUAAUGGAAAACUAUGCAAUCUACCAAACGACCAUAAUUUAAACUUCACGACAUGCUAUUCGUGUACAAAUAUCAGGGAUCCUAAAAAAUGUCAUACUAUAGUAGAUUGCCCUCCAAAUGAGGUAAACGUUCUUUUAUAUCAAUUUAUUAACUAUUAA
This is a messenger RNA of Mytilus trossulus (common blue mussel), 590 nucleotides long. RefSeq lists its product as uncharacterized. The coding region runs from base 45 to 590 and encodes 181 amino acids. The transcript has 6 exons. The record is from RefSeq and is a predicted model, not a curated record. NCBI's taxonomy places the organism in Eukaryota, Metazoa, Mollusca, Bivalvia, Mytilida, Mytilidae.